GCAUUUUGAUUCUGGGAGACUUUCAUAAAAAACAACCAAAAGCCUUAAUGGAAAUGUGUGCUUGCACAUUUAAAAGUGACUUUGUUUUAAAAGAAGUUAUUUUAUGAGUCAUUUGGAGGAAAGUCUGAUUUACUAACAUGUUGGUCUCUUGUCUGAUAGCAUAAGCAUCUCCAUUAUUUGUAGUAUUGUUACAAGACUCCAGUGCUUUUAGUCAUGCUGGGGAAAAACAUCACUCUGGUCAGUGAAUUCAUCUUGGUGGGCUUCCCCACUGCCCCAUGGCUACAAGUCCUGCUCUUCUUCCUCUUCCUUGUGGUCUACUUGCUGGUGAUAAUAGAGAAUCUUAUCAUCAUGCUCACUGUUUGGAUCACUGGCUCCCUCCAUAAGCCCAUGUACUAUUUCCUGAGUAGCUUGUCCUUUCUGGAGGUCUGGUAUGUCUCUGUCACAGUCCCCAAGAUGCUGGAUGGAUUCCUUUUGCAGAAACGGCGCAUCUCCUUCACAGGUUGCAUGACCCAGCUCUACUUCUUUAUCUCACUCGCCUGCACAGAGUGUGUGCUUCUGGCAACCAUGGCCUAUGACCGCUAUGUGGCCAUUUGCCACCCUCUCCAAUACCCAGUCAUUAUGACCACAGGUUAUUGUGUACAGCUGGUGGCGUUCUCCUAUGUAAGUGGUUUCAUGGUCUCUGUCAUCAAAGUUUAUUUCAUUUCACAUGUUGCCUUUUGUGGUUCUAAUGUCAUGAACCACUUUUUCUGUGAUAUCUCACCAAUCCUUAAGCUGGCUUGCAAAGACAUGUCCACAGCUGAGCUAGUGGACUUUGCUUUGGCUAUUGUCAUUCUUGUCUUCCCACUCAUCACCACUGUCCUUUCCUAUGUAUACAUUGUCUCCACCAUUCUGCGGAUACCCUCCACCCACGGAAGGAAGAAAGCCUUCUCCACCUGUGCAUCCCACCUCACUGUGGUCAUAAUUUAUUAUACAGCCAUGAUUUUUAUGUAUGUUCGGCCCAGAGCUAUUGCAUCAUUUAAUUCCAACAAACUAAUCUCAGCUGUGUACGCAGUCCUCACACCCAUGCUAAAUCCCUUCAUCUACUGCCUUAGAAACCAGGAAGUAAAAAAUGCUGUCAAAAAGACCAUGGGGGUUGGGCAGUGCCUCCUGCUUAGCUAA
Molecule: messenger RNA, 1158 nt
Organism: Leopardus geoffroyi (Geoffroy's cat)
Lineage: Eukaryota; Metazoa; Chordata; Mammalia; Carnivora; Felidae
Product: olfactory receptor 6-like
Exons: 1
Coding region: 214-1158 (314 amino acids)
Biological process (GO): G protein-coupled receptor signaling pathway
Cellular component (GO): membrane
Molecular function (GO): olfactory receptor activity; G protein-coupled receptor activity
Source: RefSeq, a predicted model, not a curated record